Lytechinus variegatus (green sea urchin) is the source of this 3573-nucleotide messenger RNA. RefSeq lists its product as uncharacterized. Gene Ontology annotation, biological process: negative regulation of intrinsic apoptotic signaling pathway in response to DNA damage. The record is from RefSeq and is a predicted model, not a curated record. Bases 658 to 3444 code for a protein of 928 amino acids. Gene Ontology annotation, cellular component: cytoplasm; nucleus. The transcript is spliced from 4 exons. NCBI's taxonomy places the organism in Eukaryota, Metazoa, Echinodermata, Echinoidea, Temnopleuroida, Toxopneustidae.
AAAUCAAUUCUUACUGUUUCUAUGGACACUGUGCCUACUCUCCCGCGCAGAUUGGUGGAGGCUAGGAUAUGAUAUAUCCAGAACUUGAGAGAUGACAUUGCACGGAUGCCUUAUGCGACAAGAUGACUGACACAGCGAGGUAGAUCUUGUUGUACUUGAUCACUUUCCUAAAAGUGGAGUAAGGAAGUGGUUCCUAGAUAAUGCUGUGUAGACCGGGAAGGUCAUAUUUUCUCAUCUUAGCGUAUCCUGGAUAUUUUGGAAAGUAAGAGUCCAUGCUCUGAGAGCUGCUACAUGUAGGAAUGCCCGAUAUUCAAAACGGUUGUGGUCUGGAUUGGAAAGUUGACCGAUAAGAAGCAAUCUAUCAAGAUCUAUCUGGAUGGAAAGAGGCAAAAUGUAGGUGAGAAGAUACGUGAUGUCUGACUGUUUCAACCUCAAAACAUCUGUCAGAGGAACCUGCUUGAUGAAUCCCUAAUCGUAAUAGACCAUAGGCCAAGGACCCUUAUGCAGAACUAUGGAGUGACUGUAGACUGUAGUUUCUUGUCUUCUUAGAUUUUAUUCAGGCACAACAUUUAGGACAGAAAGCCAGGAUUCAGCCUUGCAAUGAAUCAUCAGACUCAAUUCAGCUGCAUCAAUUAAUGGAUCAUAAGAUAUGAUAACAUGGCUGCUGGUAAACAUCUUAUCCUAGCCACUGUUAUUGAUGUUCUUCCUGGUCAGAUGAUAUACCCAGCAUGCGUUACCUGUUACACCAAACUUCACCUUCUUAGUGAUUCAAACCAGUUGCAGUGUCAGAGGUGUGGAAAACUGUAUGGGAGUGAUCAGGUUUACCAACGUUAUCGAUUGGCUUUAAGAGUAACCAGUCAGUCUGACUCUAGAGAGGUGACAGUUUUUGGAUCAUGCCUGGAUCCUUUUAUUGGGGUUAAUGCUACAAUAUUAGCAAGCUACUUGGAGCAUACGUUGCAAGAUCACGCAAUCUCCAAUGAUCUCCUCCAUGAUUCCAUCAUCAAAACACUCGUUGGGCAUCCUUUCUACUUUGGUUUCAAGACAUCCCCAGCUCAGAGGAAUAAUUUCACUGGUCCAUCUCUAGCAGAUAUCAUGGCAAGGGAUCAUGAAAGUUUGGUAGCAGUGCAGAUGACCUCCCCUUUUCAACAGUGGAACUUUCCAACUGUUGUGCAGUAUCUACAAAAGACUGUCGAGAGAUUAGGGCAUGCUCCAUGUGGAGAGUGUGGUAUCUGUCGUGUAAUACCAGUAUCUCAUCCUCGGCACCAACAUGAAAGAGUGGAAUAUGAUGAUGCUGAAGAUACCAUUGAAAAGGGAGGGGUCAAUGUAGAGGGUUUUGAAAUAACCUGCUCACGAUUAGAUGCAACUCGUGAUGAAACCACAAGUAGCAACACAACCUUACAUUUAGGGGAAACAGUCUUUAGCUGUAGUAUCCCGAGUUUUAGGCUAAGCUGUGAUAAGAGCAUGUCUACCACAGAGGAAAAAAUUAGUAGUAGACUGUUAAAUAGUUCUCUUUAUCAGAGAAACUUGUAUCAGACCGAUAGUAGUAGCACAAAAUAUCAAGAAGAUUUCCCAAGGGAAACACACAAAGAUGAAUAUACGCCACCAAUAUACACUAGUGAUGACAUGGACCAUCAAGAAAUUAGUAAACAUAUCUUGCAUAAUUUUAAGUCAUUUAAAGAAGGUAUUCCAGUUGUUGCAACUUCAAAUCAGGCAGAGUGUGGCAUGUGCAUCAAAGGCAACCUUCUAGAAGAAGGUGGUAGAAAUAAGGUCAAUGGUUCGAAUAGUCGUGCAGUCACUACAGAUAAUGGUGAGGAUGAGUUUGUCACACACAAUCUUGAAGAAUGUCAGCAGGAUGACCUUGCAAAUACCAAUAAAGACAAUGGUAGAAGCAAGGAUACAUUCCACCCAGUUGCUUCACGAGAAAUUGAACUUGAGCCGGAUGUUGUAGGAAUCAACGAUUCAUCUAUCAUUCAAGAAUGUGAAGAGUUCAUGAACAAGUGGCUAGAGGAAAAUAGUCUUGAUAGAUGGUCGUACAGGGAAUCCAUUGAGAAUUCUAGUAUAAAUCUGAGAGGAUUACCGAACUUGGACACCAAUGCUCUCAAAGUAGAAGACUGUUGCAGGACAGAGGCCAGAGAGAAUGAUAAAGGCAGUAGCUUUCAUGAGGUAGACCCUUCCAGGACGUGUAUGAGCCAAGAAUUUCUAGAUGAUCUGCCCUUCUCAGAAGCCCUCGAUCAGUUCUUGCAUGACAUAGAGGACGAACAACCACAGUCAAGGGGAAGGGGAUCCAGUAAUAGCCAACACCUAGCUCACACAAAAGGCUUAUUCAGUGGCACCAUAAACAGUCAUAAGGGGACUUCUUCAGCCUUAAAGAGUAAGAGGUCAAGUGAAGCAGGAAGAACAGAAGGAAGACCAAAUGGGAGAACAGAAACAGGAGGAAAUGCUACAGCCCAAACAAGUGGCUUGGUCAAAGACCAGACUGAAACUGAUGUAUGUUAUGCAAAAGAUUCUGAAAUUAUAGAAAAUCCAGUGCAAGAUAUCAAGUGCAAUAGAAAUGAAGGAAAUGAAAAGGAAGAGCAGGGAGAGUCACAGUCGAUUAAAGAAGAUAAUGAAGAUUUCAACAAAAGGAAUAGGAAUCAUGGGACUGACUGUUAUCGUGAUGAUGGCACUGUUCUUUCAGAUUCUUCCAAGCAAAAGCAACAACAACCAUCACCUCAGAAAUCCAGAAGAAGGAAGCUUGAUGAAUGUAUUUGUGAAAGUAGAGCACCUUCACAUUCCUCCUUGCAAAGUGAACAAUCAUCUUGUGAUUACAGCCAAAGUCCACUUCUCUUCUCCCAAUCACAAUCCCCCAUCUUACUGCCAAAGCCAUCAAAGUUCCUUCCAUCACAGCAGCCUAGAUCCCUAAAUAUUCAUGGACUAUGUGCUGAUGAUACUGAGAAUAUGGUGCCCAUCCACCACAGCACUACCCCUCACUUAAGAAACAGCUUUCAUCAUAGCAGAAAGAAACUGAACAAACCGAGUGAUGGAAACCAACAGGGAACAGCUACAGAUGGCUCCUCUAACGAUCAGCAAAUAACAGAUCAAGGCACUCCAUGUCUUUUCUUCCAGAUCACGGACGAUCCGAUUAUUUCUUCUCGGCCCUCUCCGAUCCCAACCACUGGAAACUUUCCGAAAGUGUUCCACAGCAGACAAAAAGCCACACCUCUUCGACAACUCUUCCUGCAGAGAGCACGCUCCUGGAAAAUGUCCAGCACACCCAUGACAAGUAAGAAGACCACCGCCAGAGAGAGUUCUUUUGAAAGCCCUUUGUCAUCUGGUACCCCAAACCUCUUCUCACCCGAAACAAGUCUUGAAAACACAUCAUCUAAUCUUGGUCAAUUGAAUCAGUCAAAAGAGAGGGAAGAAUCUAUUCCCAAUAGUUUUGAGUGCACACCUGAUCUUUUUUAGAAGCUAAUUAUGUGAAUUUUGAUGGUUGCAAAUAAAGUGCAUUUUCAUGUCAAAGGACAUUAAAGGGAUGGUCCCGGCUGAAAGUAUUUAUCGCUAAAUAAAUAGAAUAGAAUUCACUGAGCAAAAUGC